AUCAACGAUACCCCUAAAUCAAGAUCUGAAUAAUGAUUAUGACAGAAUGUCACGACUACUGAUGACACGGAACGCUUUCACAUGGACUAGAUCAUGUGUAGAUACUUCACUUUACAACCCUCCACUCGAGAUCCAGUAUUACCAUAAUUAACGAAUAAAGGUAUCAAUAAAAGAGAUAAAGAACAAUAAUUAAUGCAGCUGAGAGCGCCCGCUUAACGCAGCGGAUCUCCCAAGACCAAUAAGAACGUACCCGGCUCCAAAGGCUCCUCCCAAUCCCUGAACACGACCAUGCAUGUGGCCCAAGACGUUCAGGCCUCAUUAGUUCCCAAUUAGCAUCUUCUCUAAAUCAACCGCUCAUCGUCGAGACCACAGAGGCGCGAAGUGGACAAUUCGAAUAUUUCGAUGAACGUUUUCUGUCACAGACACGGGAGUUUUUCCGCAUUGCACGAUAAUAUAAUGCAGAAAAAUAGCCAGUUCGUGGUGAAUGGGUCGAAGGGUGAGCCUCUCAGGCUCAAAUUCGGCAUAGAUCAGUUGCUGGCCGAAGAUACGAAGAAGAAGACGAAAGAAGAGACGGCGGAUGUGAAGGCGGAAGUUGUUGGUGCUUCAGUUCCGUGUUCGGACUGUGUUACGUCACUGUUUCGCUGUUGCAGAUUGGGCGAGCCUGGUGGUUGCAAUCAGGGGCAGGUUUCGAACUUUUUGGGACAUCAUUUUGGUUAUGGGGCUGGCGUUAAUGCUUAUACGGUCCAGCCGAUUAGACCUUUUGCUACUAGACCGACUUUAAGAAUACCACAACCAAGCACAUCACCAAGUCCACCGAUAUCAACCAACAACGGAAAAAGGAAAAGGUCCUGGUCAAGAGCAGUAUUCAGUAACCUGCAGAGAAAAGGUUUGGAGAGAAGGUUUCAACUGCAAAAAUACAUCACCAAGCCAGAUAGACGACAGCUGGCUGCUACCUUAGGGUUGACAGAUGCACAGGUUAAGGUUUGGUUUCAAAAUAGGAGGAUGAAAUGGAGACACUCUAAAGAAGCUAGUAAAGCUGGAGAGAACGCUGCUGAUUCCACACAAGACCAGGAAUUCAAUAUAGACGUCGAUACAAUAUCUGAAAAUGAGUGAUUCAGAGUAUUGCGAAUCUACUUGAGUACGGAGAUUUCUGAUAUUUCAGGACCAUAAGUUUCUCUUAUUUGAGCAAUAUUCAUGAAAUUUUCAAAUUACAUACUUCUGUUAUUUGGAUGUUUCUUUCCAGAAAAAGAAUUCUAUUGAUUAUAAUAUACUGACAAAAAAACCGCAACAACCAGAAGGAGCUGUUUAAUUUUUUUUGUUGGUAAAACAAAGGAGUAAAUGAUUGAAAUUUGGAGAAAAAAACGGAGGGUUUACAAUUUUUUUAAUAAAUUUGUUAAUAAUGUGUUUCUCUUCCGCGAUUAUCUAUACACUCCCCAACACGUAUCGGCAUUGAUGCAAUAAGAUGGUCUAUUUCUACUUGAGGGAUACUAUCCCAAGCUACCUCUACUUCAUGUCGCAGAGUCACCAAAGUCUGUGGGGGAUGGGGUAAACUUCCAAGCCUUCUACCCAUGAUAUCCCAAACA
This is a messenger RNA of Harmonia axyridis, 1583 nucleotides long. RefSeq names its product H2.0-like homeobox protein (gene H2.0). The record is from RefSeq and is a predicted model, not a curated record. NCBI's taxonomy places the organism in Eukaryota, Metazoa, Arthropoda, Insecta, Coleoptera, Coccinellidae. The transcript has 2 exons. The coding region runs from base 403 to 1113 and encodes 236 amino acids. Gene Ontology annotation, biological process: regulation of DNA-templated transcription. Gene Ontology annotation, molecular function: DNA-binding transcription factor activity, RNA polymerase II-specific; sequence-specific DNA binding.